Molecule: messenger RNA, 5625 nt
Organism: Bolinopsis microptera
Lineage: Eukaryota; Metazoa; Ctenophora; Tentaculata; Lobata; Bolinopsidae
Product: bifunctional glutamate/proline--tRNA ligase-like
Exons: 30
Coding region: 30-5531 (1833 amino acids)
Biological process (GO): translation; prolyl-tRNA aminoacylation; glutamyl-tRNA aminoacylation
Cellular component (GO): cytoplasm; aminoacyl-tRNA synthetase multienzyme complex
Molecular function (GO): glutamate-tRNA ligase activity; proline-tRNA ligase activity; ATP binding
Source: RefSeq, a predicted model, not a curated record
CCUCAGCACUAGUUCCAUACUAUGUGUGCAUGCUAAUAGGUCGGUUUCUAAAGUCAAGGUUUUCCAAAAGUUUUUACUCUACACAUCGCUUUCUUACAACCGAAAUUGCAACAAUGAAGCACACUCUGUCAAUCGACAAGGCCAAGCCAUCUCUCUACCUGAGGAUGGUUGCUGAGAACCUUAAGGAGACUGUUGCUUUUAAAUGGGACACAGUCACAGCUCUGCAGGUUCAAAGUUUGACCCUUCAUAGCCCUGAAGCUAUUUCAAGACACCUUGCGAGAGCUAACCCUGAUGCUGGUUUGUACGGAAGUACCUUAUUGCAGCAAGCUGAAGUUGAUCACUGGAUUUGGUAUGGACUGAACAAGUUUGGACAUGGUGACUUCAACACAAGCAUUCGUUACUGUGACGAGGUUCUAGCUCAGAACAGCUUCAUGGUUGGAAGCACUCUUAGUUUGGCUGAUCUCAGUGUCUAUUCUGGACUCAUGUCAAAUCACUCCUUCAGUGUCGUCCUGUCCAAGGGUCUAUGUGGCAAGAACCUUACUCGAUGGUGUGACCACAUCUCCAAGAUACCAGUGGUUGAAGUCAGUGUUGCUGACAUGCCCAAGAUAACCAGAGGCAAGCCCGCAGGAAAGAAAGUUGAGGGAAAAAAGGCCAAGGGUGGCAAAGAGGAAGGAGGAAAGUUUGUGGAUCUACCUGGUGCUACGAUGGGAAAUGUUGUCGUAAGGUUCCCCCCAGAGGCGUCAGGGUAUCUUCACAUUGGACACGCUAAAGCUGCUCUUCUCAACCAGUUCUAUCAACAGUCCUUCAAGGGCAAACUUGUGAUGAGGUUUGACGACACAAACCCAGCCAAAGAAAAUACCGAGUUUGAGAAGAUCAUUCUGGAAGAUGUUAAACUUCUGAACAUUCAGCCAGAUAUCUUCAGCUUCACUUCCAACCACUUCCCAAUCAUGCUGAAGUAUGCCGAGGAGAUGAUCAACAAGGGUUUGGCAUACGUGGACGAUACUGAUCCUUUACAGAUGAAGGAGGAGAGGGAGAAGAGAUUCGAGUCAGCUAACAGAACUAACAGUGUAGCAGUGAACAUGGAGAAAUGGAAGCAGAUGGUAGCUGGAACUGACUACGGUAAGAAGUGUUGUCUGCGAGCCAAGAUGGACAUGCAGUCUGACAACGGCUGUCUGAGAGAUCCGGCCAUGUACCGGUGUAAGGACGAACCUCAUCCUCGUCACGGUAACAAGUACAAAGUGUACCCAACGUACGACUUUGCUUGUCCUAUCGUGGACAGUGUAGAGGGAGUGACACACGCGCUGCGUACCACCGAGUACAACGACCGGGACCCACAAUACUACUGGUUUAUUGACCAGCUGGGACUGAGGAGACCGUUUGUGUACGCGUACGCCAGACUCAACCUCACUCACACUGUACUGAGUAAGAGGAAGUUAGCGUGGUUUGUUGAGCAGGGGCUGGUCAGUGGAUGGGAUGAUCCACGGUUCCCGACUGUACGAGGCAUUCUCAGACGUGGUAUGACUGUGGAGGCUCUAAAGCAGUUCAUCAUUCUUCAAGGCUCCGCUAGAUCUGUGGUGGUAAUGGGAUGGGACAAAAUAUGGACCAUCAACAAAAAAAUUAUUGAUCCAAUCGCUCCAAGGUUCACUGGUCUGGGUAAAGAAACUUUAGUUCCUGUAAAGGUUCUUGGUGUCGAGAGUUCUGUUAAAAAGUGUGCCAAACACCCUAAAAACACCGAUGUUGGUGAGAAGGAUGUAUACUACGGUAGUAAAGUGUACCUGGAAGGUGAAGAUGCAGAGAAUCUGAAGCCGGGAGAGAAGAUCACAAUGAUCAAUUGGGGCAAUAUGUUGGUGGAUCACAUUUCCAGAUCGGAUAACAAGGUAACAGAUGUCACUCUGAAGCCCGUUCUGGAUGAUACUGAUUUCAAGAAGACUGCUAAACUCACAUGGCUCGCUGAUGUUCCACAGAACAUUCCCGCUGUUGCUGUACACUAUGAUAACAUCAUAUCUAAAGCAGUGCUUGGAAAAGAGGAAGAUUUCAAAUCAUUUAUUGGCCAUCAAACUGUAUUUGAGACGGAGCUCAUAGGAGAUUCCUGUCUUGGCAGCCUUAAGAAAGGUGAUAUCAUCCAGCUGCAACGCAGAGGCUACUACAUCUGCGACAGUCCUUACCAAGCCGCCAGUGAGUUUACAGGACUACCCAUGCCUUGCAUGCUCGUCAAUAUACCAGAUGGACGACUUCAGGUUCCCCCUACUCCUGCCGCUACAGCCAAGCCCAGUACUGCUCUUUCGACAUCAGUUCCCGCUGCUAUACCCGCGCCUGCUAGUUCUGGUAACGCAGACAAGAUCCUUGAGCAGAUUGCUGAGCAAGGAAACGUUGUUCGUGAUCUGAAGGCAGCAAAGGCUGGAAAAGACCAAAUCAAACCCGCCGUUGAUCAGCUGUUGGCAUUCAAGAAGCAGUACAAAGAUUUAACUGGAGUUGAUGCACCUGCAGGAGGAAAACCUGCAGCCAAACCCGCACCUGCUAGUUCUGUUAACGCAGACAAGAUCCUUGAGCAGAUCGCUGAACAAGGAAACGUUGUUCGUGAUCUGAAAGCAGCAAAGGCUGGAAAAGACCAGAUCAAACCCGCCGUUGAUCAGCUGUUGGCAUUCAAGAAGCAGUACAAAGAUUUAACUGGAGUUGAUGCACCUGCAGGAGGAAAACCUGCAGCCAAACCUGCACCCGCACCUGCUAGUUCUGGUAACGCAGACAAGAUCCUUGAGCAGAUCGCUGAACAAGGAAACGUUGUUCGUGAUCUGAAGGCAGCAAAGGCUGGGAAAGACCAAAUCAAACCCGCCGUUGAUCAGCUGUUGGCAUUCAAGAAGCAAUACAAAGAUUUAACAGGAGUUGAUGCACCUGCAGGAGGAAAACCUGCAGCCAAACCCGCACCUGCUAGUUCUGGUAACGCAGACAAGAUCCUUGAGCAGAUUGCUGAGCAAGGAAACGUUGUUCGUGAUCUGAAAGCAGCAAAGGCCGGAAAAGACCAGAUCAAACCCGCCGUUGAUCAGUUGUUGGCAUUCAAGAAGCAAUACAAAGAUUUAACAGGAGUUGAUGCACCUGCAGGAGGAAAACCUGCAGCCAAACCCGCACCUGCUAGUUCUGGUAACGCAGACAAGAUCCUUGAGCAGAUUGCUGAGCAAGGAAACGUUGUUCGUGAUCUGAAAGCAGCAAAGGCCGGAAAAGACCAGAUCAAACCCGCCGUUGAUCAGCUGUUGGCAUUCAAGAAGCAAUACAAAGAUUUAACAGGAGUUGAUGCACCUGCAGGAGGAAAACCUGCAGCCAAACCCACACCUGCUAGUUCUGGUAACGCAGACAAGAUCCUUGAGCAGAUUGCUGAGCAAGGAAACGUUGUUCGUGAUCUGAAAGCAGCAAAGGCCGGAAAAGACCAGAUCAAACCCGCCGUUGAUCAGCUGUUGGCAUUCAAGAAACAAUACAAGGAUUUGACUGGACUUGAUGCACCUGCAGGAGGAAAACCUGCAGCCAAACCCGCACCUGUAGCCGCUACACCUCCACCAGCAGCUGCUACAGGGACCUCCAACUCCGACGGUGACAAGAUUCUGGAAGCUAUUUUCGAGCAAGGAAAUGUUGUAAGGCAGCUGAAGAGUAACAAGGCUCCUAAGCCUGAAGUCACUGCUGCAGUCCAGUUGCUACUGAAACACAAGGCUGAAUAUAAGGCUUUGACAGGUAAGGACGCACCAGCGGGAGGAAAGGCCCCAUCAAGCGAACCAGUAAAGACCAUGUCAGCUGAUAGUGGAUCAACUCAACAGCUGGAAGCUCAGAUCAAGGAGCAAGGAGACAAGGUGCGAGCUGCAAAAGGAAGCGGUGCCUCAAAAGAUGAGGUACAAGGUUUGGUAAAAGAGCUGCUCAAGUUAAAGACUGACUACAAGACACUGACUGGAAAUGACCCCCCUGGCGCGGCUCCUCAACAGUCUUCUAAACAAAAGAAGAAGGAGAAGAAAGCUCCUGCUCCAAAACCAAAAAUAGAAGCUGGUGUAACCCGACUGGGAAUUGAGGCCAAGAAGUUUGAAGAUCUUCCCAACUGGUACUCUCAGGUAAUCACCAAGUCUGAGAUGAUAGAGUAUUACGACGUCUCCGGAUGCUACAUCCUCCGACCAUGGUCAUUCUUCAUCUGGGAAAUUAUCCAGAAAUGGUUUGAUACCCACAUCAAAGCUAUGGGUGUUACAAACUGUUACUUCCCAAUGUUCGUGUCCCACGCUGCCCUUGAAAAAGAAAAGACUCACAUUGCUGACUUUGCCCCAGAGGUUGCUUGGGUUACGAAGUCGGGUGACAGCGAGCUGGCUGAACCAAUUGCUAUUCGACCAACCAGUGAAACUGUGAUGUACCCGUCCUACGCUACCUGGGUGCAAUCCCACCGUGACCUGCCCAUCAAGCUCAACCAGUGGUGUAACGUGGUCAGGUGGGAGUUUAAACACCCCCAACCCUUCCUUAGGACCAGGGAGUUCCUCUGGCAGGAGGGUCACAGCGCUUUUGCUACUCAGAAGGAGGCGCAUGAGGAGGUGUUUGAAAUACUGGAUCUGUACCACGGCGUGUACAAGGAACUGUUAGCUAUACCAACUGUUAAGGGCAAGAAGACUGAGAAAGAGAAGUUUGCAGGAGGAGACUUCACCACUACUGUUGAAGGGUAUGUGAGCGCGACAGGACGAGGUAUUCAGGGAGCAACAUCUCAUCAUCUCGGUCAGAACUUCAGCAAAAUGUUCAACAUUCAGUUCGAGGAUCCUGACUCCACCACCGGCGACAAACUGUUUGCUCACCAGAACAGUUGGGGUUUAUCCACCAGAAGUAUCGGUGUUGUGGUUAUGGUACACGGCGACAACAAGGGGCUCGUCCUUCCUCCCAGAGUGGCCAUGUACCAGGCAGUAAUCGUACCAUGUGGUGUAACUGACGCCAACAAAGACCAACUUAACACUCACUGCACGGAGAUGAAGAAGACUUUACAAAAAGCAGGGGUCAGGACUCAUGCUGAUCUGAGGGAGAAUUAUAAUACUGGAUGGAAGUUUAACCACUGGGAGCUGAAGGGUGUACCUGUGAGGAUUGAAAUCGGACCUCGAGAUCUCAAGAACAAUCAGGUGGUGGUAGUGAGGAGAGAUACCGGUGUUAAAGCAACCCUCCAGAAUGAGAACCUGGACGACCAACUCAGCAAGCUCCUUGACACAAUACACGACGACAUGUACAACAGGGCUCUAGUGGAGAGGGACGCUAACAUGGCUGUCACUACAAACUGGGAGGAGUUCUGCAAGCUGCUCGACCAGAAGAAGAUCAUCCAGGCUCCGUAUUGUGGAGACAUCUCCUGCGAAGAAAUAAUCAAGAAGGAAAGUGCUCGGACAGAGGUGACGGAGGAUGAUAAGGCGCCCGCUAUGGGUGCUAAGAGUCUCUGCAUUCCCUUCGAUCAGCCCGCUGAUGCUACCUGUGAGACAUGUAUACAACAAAAUUGUUGCAAACCCGCCACGGCUUACACUUUGUUCGGAAGAAGUUACUAGAAUAUUUGGAUAGGACUCUCAUAGCUGGCUGUUAGGGGUCUUUGACUAUUGGUCAUUCAUGGUUUAAGGUUUUAUUGGGCGUUUCUUUUGAAAA